AUGCAUCAGUAUACUUCUAUCUUCGGUGCCGCACCCUUACCAGUGCCGUUGCCCACUGCAACUGCUUCUGAUGCUUGGCAGACAAUGUUCGGAAGCCAAGCCUUUGGUGGAUCCAGUAAUUUGGAUGUGACUCAAAGUGAUUCCGCCCAGGAUAUCAAAAGCGCACAAGAGAGUGGUGCAGAAAAGGAUGUGACAACGCAGCAGAAUGGGAUAAAGACGGAGAACACGGCAGCUGAUGUUCCAUCAUCGUCCAAGUCUUUAUUCGGAACAUCGCAUCUUCUUCGCGAUUAG
Molecule: messenger RNA, 291 nt
Organism: Ostertagia ostertagi
Lineage: Eukaryota; Metazoa; Nematoda; Chromadorea; Rhabditida; Trichostrongylidae
Source: the annotation of a GenBank genome assembly